Molecule: messenger RNA, 7033 nt
Organism: Ectocarpus sp. CCAP 1310/34
Lineage: Eukaryota; Phaeophyceae; Ectocarpales; Ectocarpaceae
Source: the annotation of a GenBank genome assembly
AUGGACGUGUUACGUCACUGGGGAAAAGGCGGCCACGUUGAUCUAGUGGCGGGCAUCGCCUACUACCAUGUUCUGACAAGUCGAGGGCGCAUGUGGGAACUCACGCACACACCCCCGAAGUUGCUUUUUGCCCGCGAUUUCAGUAGCACUACUCCGCGGAUUGUUAAAAUAUGGAGGGGAUUCCGAUCGAGGGUGCUCCACUGCGUUUUCGGCGAUUUUACCAAAGUCGAUGGAGACUUCGAGAUGCCAGUGGCAAAGAGGCACAUCCGCGAUAGCGCGGCAGGGAGAGCAUUGGGAGUGGAGGGUCGGUGUGUACCCUCUGACGUUAUUGCGAGCUAUCUCGGCGUGGUGCUGCUUGGCACGAAAACGGUGGAAGACAUCAUAGAGUACCUGGAUGGCCUGCAUGAUGUCCUUCACGUGGGCGUGGAAAAGGGAAGGCGGCGCGCGGUCGUUGUUGGGGACCAGGAGACCUUCACCCUCGUGCACAAGGUCAAAAAGCUUCACAAGGAUAAAUACGCAUGGGUGGUACCGUGGAUCGGCGACUGGCACCUAUUGGAGCACACGCUAGAUGUUCUUUUCCGCAAGUGGGGCGGAUUCGCUCUAAUUCCCCUGGCGAAGGCAGCCGACUGCUAUGACAAAAAAUUGGAGGGAAAAAAUUACCACAAACGGCACAACUUUUUCGUUGGGUUUUUGGAGGCGUUAUGGCGAGCUUGCAUUGGCGAGGUGAAGGAGACACCCCAGUCGGGAGGGAUGAGGCUUUCUGACGAAGAACUUCUGGCCAACUUGCUCGGCUACCGGGACAACCAGACCAAGCACAAGACUUUCGGGCAGUGGGCGGACUUCCUACUUUCCGAUGGAAUGGCAUACCUUGCUGUGUACAUCGGCAUAAGAACAGGCGACUUUGAUCUGCGGGAGGCCGCCAUUCGCAAAAUCGCCCCGCUGUUCUUGGGGUACAACAAAAACCUAUGCCACGCGUUGUGCAUCCAACACCUGGCAGACAUAGCGCGAUUGAGUCCCGCCGAGCGGUUGUUCAUUAGUGAGACGUUUAGCCUAUCGCGCUCUGGGAAACCCGGUAAAAAUACGGGCCUCGACGAGAUCCAGGAGAUGACCAUGAACAAGGAUAUCAAGCAGGCUGCAACGGGCACCGACGUCAGGUAUCUCCAGAGACUUAACCUCACGCUACAGACACUGCCGACGGUCGCACGGGAGGUGAAGGAAAUGUACGGCAGUAGUGUCAUCUACAACCGGAAGAUCUACGCUAGUGACCACAGAAGGAAGAUCGUCGAUAAGAUCCACGCUUCCCUCGUUGCGGAGGGAAGCCCUUUCAAGCUCCGGGAUGAGAAAGGGGCACAGUCAAUCAUUUCGGCGGAUGGGCGCGUGGCGCUUGCGCAUCUUGAAAGCACGAUGAUGGAAGCCGGCAGCAAGUCGGUCGACAUGUGCCGGAGAGGAGUGCUAGAAACCUUCGAAGAAGAGCUCGGCCCUGGCGGGCAGGCGAAGGACGCUGCCCGGAAGCGUGUAAAGUUGGCCACGUUUAACACUGGGACAGAAAAGAAGACAAAAACACGAGCACAGGGGGCAGCGCCGACCCACAUCGAGGAUCUCCAGAAAGCCAUAGGGGCGCUUGCCAAGGGUAAGGGCAAAAUGGCCCUCGGUGUCCCCGCCCAACUUUGUUCUUUGGCUGGUGUUCCACACAAAACCUCGAAGUCGAAGACCUUAGACAUCGUCGUUAAGCACGCCAAGGGCGCCAGUGGGAAAAAAUCCAGGACGGGUGAUUCUUUUUUCGACAAGCCGCAGCUGGUACCCACCCCGAAGAGCUUUGCAUCCGUGACACGGGGACAGUCCGCCGGCGCAAGCGCUGGCGCCAAGAGGAAGAACCACAAGCUACAUUCGAAGAAGAAGCCACGCGCUCCGCCGCAACCUCCGUUCACGAAAGCGCCCACGGGUUUUGAGAUACGAGAUAAGACGCCGGAGGCGGCUGAAUGGCAGACUUUUCUCGAGGACCGGCAGCACCGUGACGGUGUAUUUUCGGUAUUGUGCAAGUUCAUCCGACACCAGUACGAUACUAUCCGCAAAAAGACAUCAGACGGCGUGGGGUUGGAAUAUGGGGAGUCGUGCCUCCAACGACUUCAGCUGGAGGUCGACGGGGAGUCUGUUCUUUCCAGCGACUGCUCGCGGACAGAGAGUUAUUUGUCGUGGUACAAUACGAAGGAGCUUGACAUAGUACUCCUUGAAGCCAACGGUAUUGGGGAGGGGGGGGGAGUGGAGGUAGUUUCGGUUGACACCGACGUUUGGAUGGCAGCUCUCCUGGCGUACGCCGUGCAUCCGUCGACUCGGGACGUGCGUAUUAUGUGCGACAACAGAGCGGGGUGACCGGUAACACCUACGUCAACUGCAUCGACGUCCUGAAGCGUUUCCAAGAUCUAUCGGCAAUGCAAAAUUGGCCAUCUUCGUUCACCAAUUUGCAGAGGGUGCUACCGAUCGUCUCCGCAUUUGUUCUUAACGGGACUGACUCUACUCCAUCGCUUAGUGGCCUGACGGCAUCGAGUAUGUUCCAAGCAUACUACGACGCGUUGAAGGAUGCCGGCAACCACAAAUACUGCCCGACGAUGAUGAUAGUGGCAGCGAGUCCGAGUCUGAUGAUGAUGAUGAUUCGCCGAUUGUCGAAUGUUUGGGUGGUUUCGAGAAAGAAGGACAUUCGUCGUUUGGGGUGGAUACCGGUGUGUGUGGAUUCUCCGAAGAGGAUGCGCGAGAGUAUGAGAAACAACUCGCCAACGAGGGGUCGGGCGGGGGUACGAAGCAGCGGGUGAUGUUGUCGACUGAUAAUAUGGCGGCGCCGAGUAACGAGAUGUCCGUUUGAUAAUUGAUUAUAUUUCGUUGUAUUUCUUGCUGCAAAUAUGUUAUCAACAGGACGCGGAUCCCGAAGCACAGCAAACAAAUAUUUGGGGCUGUUCUUCACAUGACACCACCCGCUACAACUGCUUUUGGUAGUACACACAAAACUACAAUAGGCACACACACUCCGAUGCCGCGGCCAGCGCGGCGUGCGCCUCAUGUCACAAAGGGAAGCUGCCGAAGACGUCAGUGAGAAACACCGGCACACAAACGAGAGAGUCCUCGCCACCAAAAAACAGCACUGACCCCCAUAUACUCGAGCCGGCUACUUGAUGCCGGUAAACAAACAGGAGGGAUGAAAAGGGCGUCAGAAAAUAGAACAACACUGACGCACUUACACUCGUGCUUUUCCCCUUGUUUCCUAGGAAUAAAACUUGCUCUGGAAGAUUAAAACAACACCAAAGCGUUUGGACCACACCAAAGGAAAAAAAAAGGCCGCCGUCACUGUCGGUCACUCGUAGACUACGAAUUCCCCCCACAUGCUUUGGCCUCAAUCGGAUGCAGUCAAGCUUGGGUUGCUCCAUAUGCGUGCACCGCAAGCAACAUCUGUGCCUGGCAAAAACUCGAUGUGCGGCAUUUCGUUUCCACAUGUAACCUAUCUGCGAAACUUCAACGAUAAAAAAGGGUACAUGCAAACAAAGAGCGGACUCAUUUACUGCAGGUCCGCUGGUGCGAGCCUAUCUACGACGUGGACCUGCACGAAACAAGGAACGGUAAGCUUGGAGCAGAUUGCACAAAUAGGUCCGUUGAAUGUAACUCAGCAUCCUUCAAAACAGAUUGAUCCUACUGCUGUCAAUUCGCCUAGCCGGCUCGACGUUGACAGGCACAUGUACAACGGCGUCGUCCACACCAAGAGGCAAACAGCGUUGAUAAUGCGCCUACGAGUGGCCUCAUUUCGUGCUGGGGAGUUCAAGGGAAUGUUACGCUAGAAUACCCAGCGCUAUGGAAUGAGCAGGAAGGGUGUCUAUCUACUUGUCACCGCAAGCACACAAAAAAAAAAGCGCGUCAUCCCCUCACCUCGGUCGCACAUCGUUCGUGAGUACUUGGCACGUGUCUCGAAGGCGAAUCGCUACAGCAUCAUCCGUCCCCCCCGCACAUGUCCAGCACACACCCGCUGAUGCUAACAACGCCCAGCAAAGCCUCCAAUGCCGCGGGCGAAGUGCAGUAGCGAUCAAAACACCGGCGCUUCAGCUGCUUGACAGGUUCAGGAGCGCACGUCCACUUCGGCCCUCGCUUUGCUCGGCGUUCGGUAGGCGCCCUGCUCUCCCUUUGCUGGUUCAGUACGAACAGCUCCAACAGGCAACCCGCACGUUUACAUAGGACGAGCUUGCCUAUGCUUGGAUCGCCGCACUUCAAGCCGGGGAACUUGUCUCCCAUUCCGGCUGCCUACAGGAAAUCCCGGACAUUACCCCCGGUCCUUUCUCUCAUACAGCGAACGUCAACUCUUGCCGUUGGUUGCUGGCACGCGCUGCAGCAUUCCUGCGACAUCACCCUGUCCGACAAAAGAGACGGAAGCAACACUCUACAUGUUUAUUUGGGAGCUUCAUGUGAGGGAAAGUGAACCAAGGGCACACACACAGCAUCCUGUUACUUUAAUGGCUAAACCAGCAGUACAAGAGAGGCACGGGGGCCUCUUUACCUGCUGUACUGGAUAGCAGCGGUGCAACCCAACCCGCGUGCUGGCAAGUUCCGCCGCGUUUUUGGAGGAACAUCUGCUGCACCGAUUUCGCUCGCUGUAGUGCUGAUCGCAAUUAGUGCACAUCUUUUAUUCAAUCUACAUCUACGGACCCGGUCAGCUGCCAGUUCAAUCGCUGCUGCAGAGCACGUUUUGAUGGUAACCAAAUUGGCUGAAAGUUGCCUGGCAAACCCGGUGUCACCGUGGUCCGAAACUUUCCUCUUGUGCCCUCAAGCCAUAUACCCCUUUCUUUCUCCACCUUGCCGACAUUGAAAAACCAAUGAACCUCUCACCGGUGUAUUGCACAACUUGAUCGAGGUUCCGCCAAGUUUCGUGCCGAUCCGAGGUGUUGGUGUGGAGCCCUGGGCUGGUGAAAAGGUGGUAGCAGUGGUGACCCUGGGGGCGCCAACGGGGGGGAUAUUGCACGCUUUCCCCGCUGAAACCAGCGUGGUUUUUGGGCACGCAUACGCUGCUGCAGGGAUUUUUCGGUGUACCUCUUCGGGGUCUUGGACACCUUUUUCUCGUCAUCUGUGUGCGUGUUCUUUAGAUCCUCAGAUGGCUCUAGCACUUUCGUGACCACGGGCUGAGAGUCUUUACUAGAUUUUGGCAUUUAGCAACUGGCAUACGGUUUAAUGUGAAGAUAACAACAACAACAACAACAACAACAACAACAUAGGGGGCGAACGCGUGUGAUCUGCCCUCGAGGGUGGGCGGGGACUGGAAAAAAAAAAAAAUGGGGGCUCCGCGAACACCAUAUCACUACACAUGUGCCCAUACACACCUUCUCAUCAGUGGAUGCCCUCUGCUCCACCGGAGCCUUUGUCAUUAGUGUGUUGCGGUUGUUCGAACACAUGCCGUGACGUGUCAAGCGACCGCCUCGUCAUUCUACUGACAGCAGACGACUACGCUCUGCUGCAGGACCCGCGAAGAACAACAGCAGAAUCAAGAUGGGAAAAAAAGCCAAGUUUUGCGCUGCUCCAGCCUGCCCCAAACGGCCAUCAUUUGCUGCAGCAGGGUCGAAACCGGAGUACUGCUCUGCACAUUCGAAAGAGGGGAUGGUGGACGUCAGGAACAAGAAGUGCGCCCACCCUGGCUGCACCAUAAACCCUACAUUUGGUACGGAAGGGACUUUCACCAGGAUUUUCUGUGCUACACACCGCGAGCAAGGCAUGGUGUCCCUCACCGAUAAGCGCCGUCGGGAGGCAACACCAAGGCCGGACAAAAAACCAAGGGCAAAUCUUUCACACUCAAGAAUUUCUGAACAGUCCAAAUCCUCUGCUGAUGGUAGGGGGCGCCGUGGACAUGAGGACGGUUUGUCCACGAAUCUGGCCGAUGGACCCGCCCACCACGAUUCUGCCAACGAACGGUGGAGGGAUCGCGAUCCAUCGUUCUCCAAGAAGCAACCGUCCGCGGACCGUUUCACCGAGCCGAAGAAGAAGCGAGCCCGCCGGCCAGAGGAUGACCAGGCUAUGCCCACUGCUGCUGUGGACGCCGGGAGGUGGGUGUCGACGGGGGGGAACCACUGGGUUUUUCGCCCAUGGGGCACGUGACAGCCGGUCGGUGUGGUUUGUCGCCACAAGGUACCAAGUUCAAGUUGACUUACCAGUCAUGCCUCGGGUGACGGAUGGCUGCAAAGCCGGAAGUGGCCGUCGCUAACACGAUGGGAACACCAAGGCCUUCUCCAGCCGCAGCAGCAGCAGAUGAUGUCAUUCCGGCGGAAGUUGUUGCUGCAUGGUCCAAAGUGGGGGUGGGGUCUCUCGUUCCCAUCGGCACGCCAGGAAGGCGGAGGUGACACCAGACGCAAGGGAGAAAGGGUCCCGACCUGCGGCAUGGUGGAAAUAGGGCACAGAUGCAAGGCCUUGCAUCGCUGGAAGAAGCCUCCAACGACACACGGAUAUUAUUUUCCAGUAACGAGAGCGUGUACGGUGGAGGUGUGUCUAGCGUGCCACUGUUCGUGGUGCAGAUGUGUUUGUUCGGAGUUGGCGGUGCAACGUGGUGGGCUCACCAUCCGACAUGUAUGUGUUGAUACGGCCCAAUGUUUGACGCUGGCUAGGCACCGCGCUUGGUUCUGUACUGUCGUCAUUGUAUGAAGGAGCGGAUCUGGGAGUAGGUAUGGGGGCAUAGAUAUAGUGGACCGGGACGAAGAUAUCCGUCCGGAGACGAGAUGCGUGGCGCUCGGUGUUUGCUGUGUGCUGGUACAUGAACUUUUACCAGUACUAGUUUAGGGCAGGUCAGCACAACUAGUAGUUAUUGUUUUUUGUUUCGCGCCGUGAACUGUUGGGGUUCACUAUGAAGCAUUUUGUGUUUGUUUUGUGGUUUUCUUGUCCUCCGUCAGUGGGCCAGCUUCGAGGCUCACAUUUCGGCGGUUACCUGUUGUUGAAUGUCAAGGAAUCAACAGCGUCUAGCUUUUUUUGGUCAAACGACCGACAAGCGAACGUUCAUUUUGUAAUCAGCUUUGUUUGGGAC